Molecule: messenger RNA, 210 nt
Organism: Racocetra persica
Lineage: Eukaryota; Fungi; Glomeromycota; Glomeromycetes; Diversisporales; Gigasporaceae
Source: the annotation of a GenBank genome assembly
GACUUUCAAAACAUUAAAUUUAGAUGCGCCAAAGGUAGUCCUCAUUACCAGAAAAAACUUCAUAAAAAUUUAAGAGUUAUCGAACAGAAUGAAAAAGAAGUUGCAAUUGAUGACGAUGAGGCAAAUAGUACUUUUUUAUCGAUAAAUAAUCAAAACUCUAAUGAUUCUGGUGAUCCCAUAUUCAUACCUUCAAGCCCCAAAGAAAAAAAA